AUGAGUUCAAUUCAAACACAUAAUUUACAACGUAUCACAGAAAUCCCAUUAUCUCAAAUAAGGAGACCAAUAAUGCCCGUCUUAGAUACACAAAAGAUUGAUGCCAUGGUCUCCACAAUGAAUGGUAUACCUAUGGCAAGUAAGACAUGUUCAUUAGAAUCAGCUCAAUCGAUGGAUGGUAAAUUACCACCAAUUGAUGUAAUGGUCGUACGUCAUAAUGAUGAAAAUUAUUAUUUUGCAUUUGGUGGAUGUCAUAGAUUUCAAGCUUACGAUCGUCAAGCCAAAGAUAAGGAUGAUUCAAAUUAUUUGGUUCGCUGUAAAUUGAUUCCUGCCACGGAACGUCAAUUGAAAAUGUACGUAGGUGGUAGUAUAGAUAACAUGUUCAAUUAG
Molecule: messenger RNA, 390 nt
Organism: Naumovozyma dairenensis CBS 421
Lineage: Eukaryota; Fungi; Ascomycota; Saccharomycetes; Saccharomycetales; Saccharomycetaceae
Gene: SRX1
Product: sulfiredoxin
Exons: 1
Coding region: 1-390 (129 amino acids)
Biological process (GO): cellular response to oxidative stress
Cellular component (GO): cytoplasm
Molecular function (GO): sulfiredoxin activity
Source: RefSeq, a predicted model, not a curated record